Molecule: messenger RNA, 996 nt
Organism: Labrus bergylta (ballan wrasse)
Lineage: Eukaryota; Metazoa; Chordata; Actinopteri; Labriformes; Labridae
Source: RefSeq, a predicted model, not a curated record
ACAAGUGUUCAUAUUCAUAUAAUAAUAACAAUAAUAAUAAUAAUAAUAUUCAUAUAUUUUGUUACAUAAUCAGAAAGAAACAAAUUGGUUCAAGCAGUCUGAUUUAAAGAGUUGGAAUAUUGUCAAAAGGCAUCCUCUAUAAGUAUACAUUUGUCAAGUGAUUUAUUUGAAUGAAAAUACUUUUGCAUAUUUAAUAUGUAUUUGAGCUACAUUUGUUUUGUGUGUUUUAAUAAUUAUUUUGAAAGUGAUUAUAUAAGAUAAUCUGUUGUUGUUUAUAGUCCUAAAAACACCAAAACAAACAUACUAAUGGGAGCACUGGUGGAACAUGUAUUAUACUGUGAUCCAGCGGUGAUCACAGAGACAGACUCAGUCACACUGAACUGUCAGACUCCAUCAUAUGUGUCUCAGUGUCAGUACUUCACUUUAAGUGGAAGAACUGUGAGGACAUUUUCCUGUCUGCAGACACUGACAGGAAGUGAACUGCUGAAGAUGGAUCAUCAGAGUUCACCUGCUGAGGUCAAAGUGAAAUGUUUUUACACUGUUCAGAGUGGAGACAGAAAUGCUCGAUCUCCAGAAAGUGAAUAUUCCUCUGUCUCUGUUCAAAGUGAGACAAACUCAAACAAGGAGAGUGUCAGCACUUUGACAACCUCAGUUUCUAUUGUAACUUCACCUGCUGAUCAAGGUCCGACUGUAAGUCCUCCGGAUACUAAAGAAUUGUGGAAUUGGACGUUUGUCUGGGUUUUCGCUGGUUGUGGAUCUACUGUGGUCAUCACAGUGAUUGUUAAUGUUAUUCUUUGGAAGACAAGAAGAGCUUGUAUUGUAGAGAAAGAGUCCAGAAGGACUCAGAGAAUGCCAUCACUCAUCAAAACCACAGGUAUGACAUUGUAUUUAUUCAAGAUCCCUUUUACAAACAAGUAUUAACAGCAGGAGCAACUUGGGGUUAAGUGUCUUGCCCAAGGACAGAUUGGACGUGUGGCUGCAGGAGCUGGGGAUCAA